Gigantopelta aegis is the source of this 3268-nucleotide messenger RNA. RefSeq names its product serine/threonine-protein kinase 40-like. Gene Ontology annotation, biological process: protein phosphorylation. The record is from RefSeq and is a predicted model, not a curated record. Gene Ontology annotation, molecular function: ATP binding; protein kinase activity. Lineage: Eukaryota; Metazoa; Mollusca; Gastropoda; Neomphalida; Peltospiridae. The transcript is spliced from 10 exons. The coding region runs from base 417 to 1763 and encodes 448 amino acids.
UGUUGUGUUUUUUCCAUUUUCUAAUAGAGCUCCCAUAAAUGUAUAUAAUGUAAUUGUUUUUGUUUGAUUUCAUUUAUAUGUUGCGUUACUCAAACUUUGAUCUUACGAUUCUAGGGAAAGGAGAAUAUGUACAAUUACGAAUUUUUAGAGAAGCAUACCUAACAGCGAAAUUUCCCCGGAAUUUGACACUUUGGAUAAAACUGAAAAAAGCGGCGGGAUGUGGCCCACAGAUAAAGCGUUCGCUUGAUGCGCGGUCAGUCAAGGAUUGAUCCUCGUCGGUGGACCCAUUGAGCUAUUUCUCGUUCCUGCCAGUGCUCCACAACCGGUGUAACAAAGGAUGUGGUAAUAAUGGUGUUAUUAGUUGACUUUGGUUGCUACAUGUAUGUAGCUUAACCAUAAAAAGGUUGACUUCCAAAAUGAAGAGAGGGACAGCUGCCAGUGCUUCAAGUCAGCCAACGGUACGAAAACUGCCUCGACUUCAGCCUUCUACAUCACAGACAGAAAAACAGGGACUUCCAGACAAACAUACCAGUUGCAAGCCUGGUUUGAAACGAGCAGGACAUUAUUUGUUAGGUCCACGUUUGGGUUCAUCUCCUGUAAGAAGUAUUGUACAAUGCUUGGCAAGGAAAGAAGGAACAGAUGACUUCUACACCAUCAAGAUAUUGACGAUGGAGGAGCCUGAGUGGGAGACACAGGACGACAGACAGGGCAAGAUGUUGAUGCACACCGAGUAUUCACUGCUGUCUCUUCUGCAUGGUCAGGACGGGGUUGUACAUCACCACGCACUCUUCAAGGACGAAGCGUGGGAGGAGAGCCCGUGUGAGAAUGGCCUGAUAGACUACACUGGGCGCAGGAAGCGGCGACUGUGUCUCGUGCUGGACUGCCUCAUUCCCCACGACUUCUCCCCGAGAACGGCCGAUCUCGUCAACCUCCAGCACUAUGUCAUCAAGGAGAAGAAACUCACAGAGAAAGAAGCCAUCGUCAUCUUCUUUGAUAUUGUCAGAGUCGUCGACAGUCUCCAUAAGAAGAAUAUUGUGCACAGAGAUCUAAAGCUUGGCAACAUGGUUCUGAACAAGAGCACUCGGCGCAUCACCAUCACCAACUUCUGUCUGGGAAAACAUCUCGUCUCAGAAAGCGAUCUGUUGAGGGAUCAGCGUGGAAGUCCAGCAUACAUCAGUCCUGAUGUACUUAGUGGGAAGCCGUACCUGGGAAAACCAAGUGACAUGUGGGCUCUAGGUGUUGUCCUUUUCACCAUGUUGUACGGCCAGUUUCCCUUUUAUGACAUGGUCCCACAGGAGCUGUUCAGGAAGAUCAAGUCUGCUGAAUAUACAAUCCCCAAUGAUGGCCGUGUGUCCGAGAACUCACUUAUGGUGAUUCGUCGAUUACUUAUUUUGGAUCCACAAACUCGUAUGACUGCCAGCCAGGUUUUGGAUGCUCUUGGAAUGAUUAUCACCACUUGGAAAGCUAUGACUGUGGUAGGACCACUGCAGAUUGUCCCAGACAUGGAUGAUGGGUGUCUGCAAAUAAUCAACAAAACAACACCACCGUCCCCAAGUUCAUCGGCACCUAGUGACCUGGAGAUUAAGCUACAUCAACUACAGUCGGACAAUGUACAUCACGACUGGCAGCCGAAACCCAUACUAGCCAGGAAGAAAGUUGGUCCAACUCAGACACUGAUCAGACGAGUUAACGCAGAUGCCCAGCCUUUGAAUGCUAUAGAAUUGGUCACACACAGACAUAUAAUUCAUCAGCCAAGGAGCUGAGCAUAUAUUUACGUUGGUCAACGGCAAAGAAAAUGUUAUAUCUAUCAUAUCUUAUACAAAGUAAGGGGAGAAUCGAGAUGUUUGAUGACCUGGAUGAGGCUUCAGAUGAUCUACACAAAUCUUCAGAGGUGCAGCUAAAGUUAAUAUGAAACAUUACAUAAUCAGUACCCAUUGUUUGGAUCCCAACAUGAGUUUGAAUAUCUGACAUGUGAAAACGUUUGGAUGGGAUUCUUCUGAGUUAUCUCUCCCUUUUGUCCAUUGCUCCUCAAUAAGUUUUGGAUUGGCUAGAUGGACAGAUGGGACAUACAUACAUGAUUUUAGUUACAGCAAAGUAAUAUUACACCUGUCAAUCCUUCCGAUCUACAAGUGUGAUUGUUGUGGCAUAAACAAGGCUUCCCGAUUGAUCCAGAUGUUUAGUCUUCAUCUCCAACAGGACGUUUUGAGCCAGGGGUUACUGGGUGGAAGGCAUGAUUUUUCAUGUAUAGCUACUUAAAAUUUCAAAUAAUAGAAAAGCUUAUUUUAAAAUGUUCCAGAAUACUUACAUUGUCUAGAAUGUAAAACACUAAUAAAGGAGUAUGCCUUCAAUCCCACUCACCCCUUUGUAGUUUGCAUCCUUGUUAACAUUAUUAAUAACUAGAUUUAUAUAUACCUACCCUCACCCGACUCCUCCAAAUCGUAAAAUGUCCUGUGAUUGGCUAAUUUGCUCUGGACAUAACCCUCCAGCUUUGUCUGUGUUUCAGGUGUUGGUCCCACCUGUAAUCUGAUUCUGCCCAUGUUGUUUGAUAGAACAUUAUUGCCCACUGGACUGGAUUAGCCACCAUUUGCAUGGUGCUGGAUAAAUCUGUCUAGCCUUCCAGGUCUAGACAAUUUAUAAAUAUGCCUAACGACAUAACUCAUGUGUUAAAUUGAUUGAAUUCUGUUGAAUUACUUAUUCCCCAAAUUGCCAUUUCACGUUGGAUCAUUGUUUUAAAAAUAUUUAAACAAAGUAAUAUUUUUAACUUUAUAUUUAUGGUUAAGUUAUUACAUUUUCAUGUCAUUGCAUAAUCUGGACUAUCUUUUUCUGCAUAAGAUCAAAUGAGUUUGUAGGUGAAAUGUUUAUGAAUCGUUAUACAAUAAAGAAACAGUAGCUUACAAAAUUAAUAUUUUGUAACUGUAAUUAAAUGGGCAAUGACAAAAUCAAUCACCAUUAUGAAGUGUAGAUAUGGCAGUUCUAACCCUUGGGACUAAAUGAUUUUGUACGGGUCCAAAAAUAACCCUACAUUUUGUCACUCCGGUUGUAAUUAUCUAUACCUCAUAAUGGUGAUGUAUGCUAUUAAUAACCCUGUUUUUUUAAACUCUACAAAACUGGCUUUUGUUUGAUGUUAUUUUUACAUGUAGCUAUAAUCAUGUUGAACUGUUAACAAUCAUAGUGCUGUCUGUUAAUAAUCAAGGUUGAUAGAAAAGGGAAACCUUUCUGCCUAUCAGUAUCACUCUGAUUUGAUCAAUAAUAUAUUAUUCUUAUGUAA